Suillus paluster is the source of this 1821-nucleotide messenger RNA. RefSeq lists its product as uncharacterized. Lineage: Eukaryota; Fungi; Basidiomycota; Agaricomycetes; Boletales; Suillaceae. The transcript has 9 exons. Bases 1 to 1821 code for a protein of 606 amino acids. The record is from RefSeq and is a predicted model, not a curated record.
AUGGCCGGUCUGGGCACAAGUGGUGAUGCUCUGAUGGAGUUUGAAGAUGCCGGCGUCCCCCGAGCAUGGCUGACCAUUACACACCCACCUUUCCCGCCAGUCACAUCACGCCUCCACCCACCGCUGCCGCCGCUGCAUCUCAACACACGGGCCAUGGACAUCACGUCCCUCUUUGCUGCCAUGCAGCAACACCACCAGCUUGCCACCAUGCCAUUUCUCGAUCUCACCACCUUUCUCCGGUGUACCAGCCUUCUCAAAGAUGAUAUAUUACAAUCUCAGCCACACACUGUGUCUGUCCUCAUUGCACCUGACGUACUACCCCCCUCUGUCAAUGAGUUUCUGGCUGAAAGAUUCGCUUUCUCCAAGGACACUGUUGAUGUCCUAUGGGAUAUCAUCAAGGAUCUCAUUUGGAUGUUACCCACAGCUGGAGAGGCCGCCAAUCAGGAGGAGGAAAUAUUCAGAUGGUAUGGCCACAAGCGAGGGAUCAAUCUUACAGCGAAGCACACUCUCUAUCCUCCUGUCAAGACAUGCAUCAAUCCAGAUUGUAACACCUGGCGAAACAAUUCUCUGUUGAAGAAAGAAGAGCAACAACAUAUAGUGGUGUUUACACAUGCACAAGGCGCUCAUCCUGCGUGGUCUAUUCACUUGAAGUGUCGAGUCAUUUUUCAUGUCAAGGAUGGUACAAGGUCGUAUUAUGGUGGUAUACCAUCCUAUCUACAAGUUGCCGAACACCAAUUCAUUCAGCUUGAGCUCGCGAUGAGCUGGAUGGAUCUCAUGCAGAUUCCGAGCUCGCUGACGAUGGAGGAGGUGUGGGAUUCCUUCACCCUCCUUGCAUUGCUCGAUGACCACCAUCGGAGUGGGAUUCACCUACAGGUUCCCCAUGGGGGAGAGCAAAAAGACCGGUUCACACAUGCCAUGCGCGAGUGCACUGAGCGCAUCAUUACUCACAGACAAGAGGAGCUUCCACAUGCCUGCGACGGCUGCCUGCAGGUGUUCGAGAUGCCAGAUGGGACACUCAGCCGCACCGAAGUUGUUGUCACUGAUGACCCCACGCACAAGCAUCUGGAGACGAUAUGCACUGUAGAGGGAUGUGAUUGGCCUGUGACUCGCGACGCCUCCAUUGAUGCUGGCAAUGAUCUCGCUAUCCAAGAUGGAGAUGAGUGGUACGAGCAUGAUGAACACACUGGAGACACUCGCCUUGUGCAACCAGCGGUGACAAUUUCCACUGGAGUUGACGAUGAAGAAGAUCGUGCCUGCGAGGCAAAGGAAACACAAGGCAAACUCAAGGCAAACUUCCGACGCCAAUGGACAAACAAUGAACAGCUCGUUGUUCGUCCUUGUGGGAUAAUCAAUGCAUGUAGUACUAUGUACCAUCACGAGGCAGUAUCAAAUGUUCUACUGCUUAUCAAGCAGAUAUACUCCCUUCCAUGCGCACGGAAACCACAGCACCUAAUCUAUGACUCCAACUGCAAUGCCCUCCACGAAGUCACGAGCCAUCAGAUCAAAUUUUUCGAUGGCGUCAGCAUGUGUGUUGAUGCAUUUCAUCACCAGACAAAGCAUAAGGCAAGUGACACUUUGUGUCGCGAGCACUGCAACAUGAAGGCUUAUCCAGAGUUGUUGGAUGAGGAUGGCGGAUACUACUUCAACUCUUCAAUUGCAGAGCAGAUCAAUGUGUGGUUCAGCGCUUUCCACAACAUUUGUCGCAAGAUGACACCGGUUAAGUACGAGUUCUUUUUAGAUGAGAUGAUCAUUCGGUGCAAUCGUGUUACUCUAGCUACCCUACAUACACAGGGUAAAAGGCCCUAUCAUCCCUGUACUUAA